AUGGCGGUAUCUUCUUACUCAUCGCUUCGACCUCAAGGUACUCAAUACCGCGCCCAUGCUCAGCGGGCGUCGCUUAGCUCGCAGUCUGGCCAGCGAGUACGGCACGUUCUGGCCGCCCGGCCCCCAGAGAGAAAAUUGCAAGUUACACAAGAAGAUACAGAAUAUACGUCAAAGAUGGCCAUAUCUGCAGGGCGGGUGGUACAGCAAUCAGCUGUAGAUAUUCGAGCUGCCGCGUUUGCCUAG
This is a messenger RNA of Trichoderma gamsii, 243 nucleotides long. RefSeq lists its product as hypothetical. The record is from RefSeq and is a predicted model, not a curated record. NCBI's taxonomy places the organism in Eukaryota, Fungi, Ascomycota, Sordariomycetes, Hypocreales, Hypocreaceae. The transcript is spliced from 2 exons. The coding region runs from base 1 to 243 and encodes 80 amino acids.